This is a messenger RNA of Papaver somniferum (opium poppy), 894 nucleotides long. RefSeq lists its product as uncharacterized. The record is from RefSeq and is a predicted model, not a curated record. Lineage: Eukaryota; Viridiplantae; Streptophyta; Magnoliopsida; Ranunculales; Papaveraceae. The coding region runs from base 1 to 894 and encodes 297 amino acids. The transcript has a single exon.
AUGGAACAAGAAGGAUUGGAGGAGGAAGUAGAACCAAGGCAGAGGGAGAUAAAACAGACUGAUACAAACCAAGCCAUACUAAGACAGCUUGAAGAACUUAGAGCAACGAUGAAUGACAGUAAUAGAAGAGGAGGAGGAAGAAUGAAGUUGGUGGAGGCAACUGAAGAAGCAGAGCGAUCACCAUUUUCGCAUGAGAUAUUACAAGCACCUUUUCCCACUAAGUUUACCUUACCCAUAUUCUCCAGCAUCUUUGAUGGGACAAGGAACGCGAUACAACACAUGAAGUCCUAUAACCUUACAUUACUGCAAUGGCUCCAGUAUAAAGCGGUAAUGUGUAAAUACUUUCCUAUGAGUUUAACGAGAGAGGCCCUAUCAUGGUUUGACAAUCUACACGAAGGAUCUAUAACCUCAUUCGCACAAUUACAAAGGUUGUUCCUGGAAAAUUACAUAAGCAACAACCUGUUAAGGGCGGGAAUUGAAACUGCAUUCGAUUUGAAGAAGGCACAUGGAGAAAGUUUGCGAAGUUUAACUGCGUGCUGGAGAACCAAAUGCGGCGAAUUAGCAGGACGAGUGUCAGAACGAUAUUUGAUCCUCGUCUUCAUCAAUUCUAUGUACGCAACCGACCUCUUAUACAUAGAAAUAUUCCGACUCAAAGAUAAGCUCACAAUGCAAGAACUGAGGGAAUACCAUGAGGAAUACAUUGCAUUGGAAGAAAAGAAGUGGGAAAUGGAAAUCAACACGACCGUCAUCACAGCUGCGAAAGAGAGAAGAGCGAGAUUGAUACCGCGAAUGGCAGGAAGUGUAGAGUGCACUGGACAGGGAAGACUGGUGAAAGAAAACACUGUGAGAGAAGUAGCUUUGUCUGGACACGAUAAAAAAUGGUUCGGGAGAUAA